Felis catus (domestic cat) is the source of this 1084-nucleotide messenger RNA. RefSeq names its product ring finger protein 141 (gene RNF141). Gene Ontology annotation, molecular function: ubiquitin-protein transferase activity. The coding region runs from base 192 to 884 and encodes 230 amino acids. The record is from RefSeq and is a predicted model, not a curated record. NCBI's taxonomy places the organism in Eukaryota, Metazoa, Chordata, Mammalia, Carnivora, Felidae. The transcript has 6 exons. Gene Ontology annotation, biological process: protein autoubiquitination.
AAUCGCUCUGGGGGCGGGGCUUCUGCGUCACUGAGGUGCGACCCGGUCGCAGCCCGGCCUGCGACGCUGCCGCUGUGGGUCUGAGCUGCGGGCUGAGGUGGAGCUGCUGCCGCCGGUAGCGCGUUGCCUUGAGCCAGGGAUAACUAUGUGAAGCAACACUGUUUCUGGAUUUCAAAAGACAUCAUUUCAUCAUGGGACAGCAAAUUUCGGAUCAGACACAGUUGGUUCUUAGCAAGUUACCAGAAAAAGUAGCAAAACAUGUCAUAUUGGUUCGAGAAAGUGGCUCCUUAACUUAUGAAGAAUUUCUUGGGAGAGUAGCUGAACUUAAUGAUAUAACUGCUAAAAUGGUUUCUGGCCAGGGAAAACAUCUUGUUUUUGAGGUACUCCCUCGGUCUGAUUCCUCUGCCUUAUGGAAAAUGGUUGUACGGGUGAUCUGUACCAAGAUUAACAAAAGCACUGGCAUUGUGGAAGCAUCACGGAUCAUGAAUUUGUACCAGUUUAUUCAGCUUUAUAAAGACAUCACAAGUCAAGCAUCAGGAGUAUUGGCAAUGAGCUCCACCUCUGAAGACCCUGAUGAAAACUCAUCAUCUGUAACAUCGUGUCAGGCUAGUCUUUGGAUGGGAAGGGUGAAGCAGCUGACUGACGAGGAGGAGUGUUGUAUCUGUAUGGAUGGUCGAGCUGACCUCAUCCUGCCUUGUGCUCACAGCUUUUGUCAGAAGUGCAUUGAUAAAUGGAGUGAUCGACACAGGAAUUGCCCUAUUUGUCGCCUACAGAUGACUGGAGCAAAUGAAUCUUGGGUGGUGUCAGAUGCACCCACUGAAGAUGAUAUGGCUAACUAUAUUCUUAACAUGGCUGAUGAGGCAGGCCAGCCCCUUAUACCAUGACCUUGGGGUGAAGGUCUUCUGUUGCUAUUACAAGCUGCAAACACUUUGGUCAUGGGGGAAGAAUGCAGGGAUAUUGUGGCACAGACGCAGAGAUACCAAUUUUCCCUACCCUCUUAUUUUCGCUGUUCUGACAGUUUGUCCCAUUUCUUUUGAUAAACUUGCUAUGUCUUCCAUUUAUAGUAAACUAAAAUUUGCUACUG